Leishmania major strain Friedlin is the source of this 1194-nucleotide messenger RNA. RefSeq names its product putative Qb-SNARE protein. NCBI's taxonomy places the organism in Eukaryota, Euglenozoa, Kinetoplastea, Trypanosomatida, Trypanosomatidae. The record is from RefSeq and is a predicted model, not a curated record. The transcript has a single exon. Bases 1 to 1194 code for a protein of 397 amino acids.
AUGAAGCGCUCCAUACAUACACUCGAACAGCUGCAACUGCGCUUAAGAAGUGACGCGGCGACCACCGGCGGCGGCAGCGGCCGCACUGGGACCACCGUUGAGCAGCGCCGUACCGCUGAGGCAGCCAAGCAGAAGCGAUUGGCAACGCUGACCCCAUACAAGCAGGCAGAGUACCGCUGCGUCGAAUGUGUUGCAGAGCUGCGGCAGGCGUUGCGCGACGUGGAGGAGUUUGAGGCUGCGUUGGGGCGCCGAACCAGCGCCGGCGUCGGUCGAUCGAGAGAAGCGGAAGAGACAGGAGACGCCGUGGACGCGGACGAUGACGAGAGCAUGAGGCUGCUCCGCCGACAGGAAGGGCGCCAAGGGUCGUCAAGCUCCACUGAAACCGCUCUGCUAGAGCAGGAGCUCGCUCGUAGCCGGCAGCAGGCAAGGCGUGCUCAUCAGCGCCUUCAGCAGCUGCAGCGUGAAGCCGCGCGACUCGCCUCCAGGGCGGCUGCCAAGGCGCCCGCAGUUACGUCCUCCGCUGCCGUUGCAUCUGUCGGCGACGCCUCGGCUCCCUCAGCAGCACUGGAGGCGCUUGAGUGGCAACGGGCACUGCCGCACGUCGAGCGGGCCAAAGGGUGGUACCGUGGCGUGUUUGGGAUAAGGGUGGUCUCGUCUCUCGACGAUCCGGUGCUGCAGCUGAACAGACCCGCACAGCCGCAGCAGUCGGCUGGCAGCAUGGCGCACUUCGGCAGAGGCGCCAAUGCCGUUCCGUCGUGUGUGACCGCUGCCGCAGAGGGCUCCUCCUCUCCCUCCGCACAGGCGCGGGGCAGUGAGGCGCGCGCAGACGGCGCCGCGACGGCAUCGCCGCUACUGAUGCUCGAAAGCGCCCGCGAGGAUGCGGAGUUUCGCGAGUUCUUUGCCUCGGUGCAGGCCAACGACGAGCUUAUCGACGCGGCCAUGGAUCGCAUCAGCGACGGCGUUCACCGACUCCUGGAGAACGCGCGUGGCAUACAGGACGAGUUGGUGGUGCAGGAGGCGCUGCUGCAGCAGACAGAGGCCUCUGCGGAGGCGGCCGAGGCGCAGCUCACGCAGAUGAGCCGCCGCCUCAGCCGUGCCAUCCGCGAGCUGGAAGAUUCGUCGAUCUGCAUGUAUGUCGUGUGCCUGCUCGUGCUGCUACUCGUCCUUGGGUUGCUGUUGCGCGUUGCGAGCUGA